AGCUCGAGCUAUCGCGCGCCGGCGCCGAUAGCCGAGGCCCCUCGCCGGGACAGCAACAGAGCUGGAGCCCGUAGCGAGCCAUCCCCUGUCCUAUCUUCGCGGCGGCUGCGGCGACGACGGCGACGGCGACGACGGCUUUCCUGGUGGCAGUGGUGGCAACGCCAGAGGAGGCGGAAGAAGAAGCGACAGAAGCGGUCGCUGUUGCGGAGGGCCAGCAUCAAGAAGUCGCGUUCCCCAAAGGACAAGGGAUGCCCGGAGGCUGCAGCUGUGCCUUUAGGAUCUCUCCGGAAGCCUUCCCUGUCUCCAUUGCCUGGACCCGGAAAAGUUCACCAUCCGAAACCGCGGCACCGACGGCGCAGGGGAGGGAUCAUGGAACUCGAGAAUUUCAUGGCCAACAAUUUGUUGCUGAAGGCUCGUCAAGGUUAUUGAGGUGUGUGUGCUGGAAAGAUGGCUCAGCAGUUAAAAACCUUUGUUUCUCUUGCAAGAGAACCUAGAUUUGGUUCCUAACACCCAGUUUCAUGGAAUUAUGGAAGGCUCGUAAUCUUCCAUAAUUCCAGUUACAGAGGAUCUGACAAGCUCUUCCUACCUCCGUGGGUUCCAGGAUUUAGCAAAAAGACUGGUCGUAGUAAGAAAUGGAAAGAGCUCCUGAAGUUGCCCCCAGUGAGCAUGUGCACUGAGUUAAGAUACUCCAUCGAAAAGGAUUUUAGCAGUCUUUGUGACAAACAGCCAAUUGGAAGACUUCUUUUCAGACAAUUCUGUGAUACAAAACCAGAUCUAAAGAGGUGCAUUGAAUUCUUGGAUGCAGUGCCUGGGAUUCCAGCUUGUGGGAUGGUAUCGUCUACAUUUAGGGCAGAGUAUGAAGUGACCAUUGAAGAAGAACAAAAAGAAUUUGGACUAUCCAUCUUUAGUAGAUUCUUCAAAGAGAAGUCAGAAGUCCCCUUACCACAGAUACCUCCAGCUAUUGUGAAAGAGUGUAAAUGGAAUCUGAAGCAGAAUUCUCCCUCUCAAAAUGUUUUCGCAGAAUGUGCCGGAGUUGUCUAUAAGUAUUUGAGUGAAACACCAUUUGAAGAAUACCAAGAGAGUGCCUACUAUAAUCGAUUUUUACAAUGGAAAUGGCUAGAAAGGUGUCCAGUGACAAAGAGCACAUUCAGACAAUAUAGAGUUCUAGGAAAAGGCGGAUUUGGAGAGGUUUGUGCCUGUCAAGUACGAGCUACAGGAAAAAUGUAUGCCUGCAAAAAACUAGAAAAAAAAAGAAUAAAGAAGAGGAGAGGUGAAACCAUGGCUCUGAAUGAAAAAAGAAUCUUAGAAAAAUUGCAUAGUAGAUUUGUAGUUAGUUUAGCCUACACUUAUGAAACCAAGGAUGCUUUGUGUCUGGUGCUGACCAUGAUGAAUGGAGGGGAUUUGAAGUACCACAUUUACAACCUGGGCAGCCCUGGCUUCGAGGAGCCGAGAGCUGUGUUCUAUGCUGCAGAGCUGUGCUGUGGCUUGGAAGAUUUACAGAGGGAAAGAAUUGUAAACAGAGACCUAAAGCCAGAAAAUAUCCUCCUUGAUGAUCGUGGACACAUCCGAAUUUCAGAUCUUGGUCUAGCUAUGGAAGUCCCAGAAGGGCAUAUGGUUCGAGGAAGAGUUGGUACUGUUGGCUACAUGGCUCCAGAAAUUAUCAAACACCAAAAGUAUACAUUUAGUCCUGAUUGGUGGGGACUUGGAUGUCUGAUAUAUGAAAUGAUUGCUGGACAUUCUCCAUUCAGAAAAUAUAAAGAAAAAGUCAACCGGGAGGAAUUAGAAAGAAGAGUGAAGAAUGAAACUGAGGAGUACUCUGAGAGGUUUUCAGAGGAUGCCAAGUCCAUCUGCAGCAUGUUACUCAUCAAGGAUCCAAGUAAGCGGCUGGGCUGCCAGAGUGACGGAGCCUCUGCUGUAAAGCAGCACCCAGUGUUCAAGGAUAUUAACUUCAGCAGGCUGGAAGCAAAUAUGUUAGACCCACCUUUCAUUCCUGAUCCUCAGGCCAUUUAUUGUAAGGAUAUCUUGGAUAUUGGGCAGUUCUCUGUGGUGAAAGGAGUCAGCCUGGACACCAGUGAUGAGACCUUCUACAGCCAAUUUGCGACAGGGUGUGUCACCAUCCCCUGGCAGAAUGAGAUGAUUGAAUCUGGAUGUUUCAAGGACAUCAAUGAAUAUGAAGAUGCAGAUUUGCCAUCACUUGAAAAACACAAGAUAUGUUCCUCCAUUCUCAGACCAAGGAGAAACUUCUUCCAUAGACUCUUCAGAAGAGCGGGCUGCCUGAACAUUGCCCACAGUGAGGAGAGGGAGCCAACAGAACACUGACCAUUCACUGUGCAGACCACAAAGCAAGACCCUGAUGUUAAGAAGGAAUCUAGCACAUACUCAGUGUCUUGUCCUUUCCAUAAAUUGUAAUAAACUGCCUGUAACACUGUUUAUAAUGUGCUUUCAUGUAUUUUUUACAUUAAUAUUUGUAUUGUCCUUUUACUGAAGCUGGAUUAAAGAAGAACCCUGAGAAUA
Molecule: messenger RNA, 2514 nt
Organism: Grammomys surdaster
Lineage: Eukaryota; Metazoa; Chordata; Mammalia; Rodentia; Muridae
Gene: Grk4
Product: G protein-coupled receptor kinase 4
Exons: 18
Coding region: 667-2319 (550 amino acids)
Biological process (GO): signal transduction; regulation of signal transduction; protein phosphorylation
Cellular component (GO): cytoplasm
Molecular function (GO): G protein-coupled receptor kinase activity; ATP binding
Source: RefSeq, a predicted model, not a curated record